UCGUCAGUACUGGAACUCUGAGCACUGCGAUCGGUAUUACCUGCACAUUUGUUUACAUUAAUACCAAAGAUAAUACAAUGAAAAUCCGGAGCAAUCCGCUGCCCCGGCGACUGGCAGAUGUCUUGUGCUUCCUGCUCAUCGGCGUGUUUCUGCCGAUUGUGUUCAUAUUCGAGAUAGUUGUGGUGCUGCCAGCAUUUCACGAGCCGGGCGGCUUCUUUCACACCUUCACCUUCCUCAUGGCCAUGUUUCUGGUGUUCAACAUUAAGGGGAACAUGAUUGCCUGCAUGAUGAUCGACACUAGCGUUGACGUCAAGCAAGUGGAGCCGCCACCUGAGCAGUCGGCAGAGCGUCUUGAGUGGCGCGAGUGCACAGAGUGCAAUCGACUGGCCCCGCCCAGAUCGUGGCACUGCAAGAUUUGCGGCGCUUGUAUACUGAAGCGGGAUCACCACUGCCUCUACACGGGCUGCUGCAUCGGCCACCGUAACCACCGUUUUUUCAUGGGAUUUAUUUUCUACCUGUUUUUGGGUUCCGUUUAUGCCCUGGUCUACAACUCGAUCUACAUGUGGAUCAUCCAUGGCAGCAUAUACUGCAAUUGGCUGACGCUCCUCAAGCUCACUUGCCCCAUGCUGCUGCUGGUGACUGGCGGCUUCUGGACCAACAUCUACCUGCUUUUCUACAGCCUCAAUGUACUGGCUCUGGCGUAUGGCGUUCUCCUGUUGGGCUACCAUGUGCCCAUUGUGCUCCGUGGCGGAGUUUCCGCCGAUCGCACAAAGCAGCGAAAGCUCAAGUACAAACGAGGAGUCAGGAAAAACCUGAGAAGUGUCUUUGGGGUGCGCAUGCACAUAGCCUGGCUAUCUCCACUCAUUCGCAGCGAUCUACCCGACGAUGGCUACCACUGGAAGGCCACCAACUCUACCACCGCCAAGGAGAGCAAAGACUGAUGUAGCUUAGGAUAUGUGUAUUUUUGAGGCGUCACGCCUGGGCAGUCCGUAGAUGAGUACCGUGACUUUCGCUUCCUCGGGCUGGCUGCAGCUCAAUCGCAGGGUGGUGUAGUUGCAGCCGAUUCCGCCACUGAGUAUGGAUGCAUCCACCAGCCAUUCCACUUGACCCUCGUCCAUGACCAAAAUCAGGUUAAUGUUGGAAAUCAAUUUAUCCUGCAUAGAAAUAUAAAAGUACUUCAUUAUUUA
Drosophila guanche is the source of this 1187-nucleotide messenger RNA. Its product is annotated as probable palmitoyltransferase ZDHHC24. Gene Ontology annotation, molecular function: palmitoyltransferase activity. The transcript has 2 exons. Bases 78 to 941 code for a protein of 287 amino acids. NCBI's taxonomy places the organism in Eukaryota, Metazoa, Arthropoda, Insecta, Diptera, Drosophilidae. The record is from RefSeq and is a predicted model, not a curated record.